AUGUCGCCGAAAAAGGCCAUCUUGGUGGGCAUCUCGGGCUGCUCAUCCAGCGGCAAGACGACGCUUGCCCGGCUGAUCCGCGAUAUAUUCCCAAACACUUUCAUCCUGCACGAGGACGACUUUUAUAAGCCCGAAUCAGAGCUACCAAAGAGGGCAGGCCAUGCAGACUGGGACUGCGUCGAGUCCCUCAAUAUUGGCCACAUGGAAAAGUCGUUGACAUAUAUCAGAGAGAAUGGCAAAUUUCCUCCAGACCUAAACUCUAUAGAAGAUCAAAACGCCGUCGGGAAAUGCCCAGUCUCAGACGCCAAGAUCCAAGAGCUCAAAGCAAAAGUGGAAGAAUGGUCAAAGCCUGACGGCCCAGGCCAUGGGCUACUGGUUCCUGGCGACUUGGGUCUUUGCAUUCUAGAUGGUUUCCUACUGUACACCCCUCCCCUCAAGCACAUCAUGUCCCUCCUCGACCUCAAGUUCUUCCUGCUCGUGUCUCGUGACACCGCCAUCCGCCGUCGUGAGGCCCGCAUCGGCUAUGUGACGGUCGAGGGCUUCUGGGCCGACCCCGAGGGCUACGCAACCGACGUCGUCUGGCCAAACUACGCCGAGUCGCACGCCUGGCUGUUCAAGGACGGCGACGUCGAGGGCGAGCUGGACGCCGAUGCAGUGCGUGAAAAUCGCAUACUGGUGCAGGCGGAUCGCGGCACCGACGUCGACAUGGAGAUUACGCUGGAGUGGGUGGUUGGGGAGUUGAUGAGGGAGCUGCCGAGGGUUGCAGCGAGGCCUGGCCUGGUCCCAAUCCCUGAUCUUCUGCCCGACGUCUUACUGGGACAUAUAUACCCGGCUAUAGGAAAGACCUUGGUAUUCAGGGCACCCGAAACAACCGAGCACAUACGACCAUACCCAUUGGAAUAUACGGGAUCCCGUCCGCUCUCCCCUAGUCAAACCAGUGAGGGCCGAACUAGUACUCAGGUGGGUGACCACUGGGGAAUCCUCGGUGUU
Pyricularia pennisetigena is the source of this 990-nucleotide messenger RNA. RefSeq lists its product as uncharacterized. The transcript has 6 exons. The annotation marks the transcript as partial. The record is from RefSeq and is a predicted model, not a curated record. Gene Ontology annotation, cellular component: cytoplasm. NCBI's taxonomy places the organism in Eukaryota, Fungi, Ascomycota, Sordariomycetes, Magnaporthales, Pyriculariaceae.